Molecule: messenger RNA, 8352 nt
Organism: Acanthopagrus latus (yellowfin seabream)
Lineage: Eukaryota; Metazoa; Chordata; Actinopteri; Spariformes; Sparidae
Product: UPF0606 protein KIAA1549
Exons: 24
Coding region: 496-6261 (1921 amino acids)
Source: RefSeq, a predicted model, not a curated record
CUAAUUUUUAAACCCCACUUUGACGGAGGGGCGCUGCAGCCAGUGAGAGCGGCUUUCGAUACAUUAGAGGCUAAUCAGAUCAGCCGGGGGGCGGGACUAACCCAAUCCUCAGGACGAGAGAAGGUAACUGUUACCAAAAGAGUGUCAGAUGGAGCCAGCUACCAGCUCGUGCGCAGAGCGUUUACACUGAAAUCACUUCAAAAGCAGGCAGGUGGUUUCAUGAAGGUUGAAGACGAAAACAAGGACAGUGUUUUUAUUUCAUCCAAGGAUAUGUUCUCGUCACCCAGACAAAGGAACUAAUAGAGUCGGAGCUCCUUUUUUUUUUUUUUUUUUUUGCUAUUCUUCAUCACGAGCACAUGUUAUGGAAGGAGGGGCCUUAAACUAAAGAAGACCAACACAGGCAACCUGAAAUAACCCGAACCUCGAGUUUUCUCUUUGGAAUGAAUCCUCUCUCCUUAACUGGGUGAAAUGCCUUGACCUAACACCCACCAUACCAUGGCAGGUUUAGUCUCCUCUGUGGGUUUAAUGGUGAUGUUCAAGGCUCUUAUGCAUGCCCAUGGCCAGCAUGCAGUGUUCCUGGGGAUGACGGUGUUGGUAACGGUGAUAGCAGCGGACUCACCUGUUGCAGGUGAGGCUGUCUCGGACUUCACACAUCACCCCAUGGGAUUUCUUGGAGGUGUUCCAAGUUCAACAGGGUCAUCCCCAUCAGCCUUACCCGCCUCACAUAAUACUGCCUUUGAGAGCCCAGACUCACCUGGUGCCCUGCCAUCCAUUUCUGAUCCAAACCAUGAAGUCAGUACUGCCGAUAUCACACAUCUUCAGUGGGGACAUGUUGCGUCUGAAAAAUCCAAAUCCUUCACAGCUAGUGACCUCCUUGCAGAAGAAGAACCGCAUUCUCUUUCCACUCCAUCAUUAAGCCCCUCUGAACCUGUGUUGGAGUCGAGUCCACAAUUUGAAGCACCAGCUAAACUCUCCACAGCCAAGCAAUCUCCCUCUUCAAUGCCUUCAAGAUCCACACUGCAGCCUCAAUCAAAUUCAUCCAUAACAUCAUUAAGCCCCUCUGCAUUAACAAGGUCAACAACACCUCAGCUAGGUCUCAAUUCUGAGCAGAAAGCAACUUUCGACAAGCAGAAGGAUGGUGCCUCAGAGCAAGCAUUGGCAAUCAUGACCUCACUUCCUGGUCAGUCUCUUGAGCCUCAUAAACUGGCUUUUGCUGACUCUCCAGCAGAUGAAUCGUACAGUGAUAUCCUGGAUGUGAACCAGCUGCGCCCCAGCAGUGCCCCCUUAGUGGAUAACAAACCAGCGCAUGACAUAAACAUGCUAUACAACCCAGAUGAGGUUCUGGCCCCUGGCUACAAUGUGCCUUUCAUCGUCCCACACCCUACUUCACCCUCAUCUGAACCCACUGAAGUCUCUCCAGGCGACUUUUAUCCCACCAACACCAUGGAGUUUGAUUGGGGGUCUGGGGAUUACUUGGAGACAAUGUCAUUCUUAAAUUCUGAUGGAGACGACUACUCUUUUGUCACCAAGGUGCCCUCUGACUCGUAUGAUCUGGAGGACUAUACAGAAAGCUAUGACACAUCCUUUCCUUCUAGAGUGGGUAUAUACCCUUCAUCCUUGCGUCCUCUUCAUGUCUCACCUUCUCUCAGCCUCAUGACAGCAUACAGCACCAUUGAUCCACUAAAAACCACAUAUCACUCCUCUCUUUCCUCUACAGCUCACUAUACACUGGAACCUACUCCCUCAGAUAACAGUGAUAUACCCGACGCAUCAGACAUAGAUUGGCCUGAUCCUUUCACAAUUCACCCGACAGAUGUUCUUUUACCUGACAUGAACAGCUUGGAGUAUUACACUACCCAGUUAUCCAAGGAGAACAACAGUUCUGACACUGGAGCUGAACAUAGAGGGAAUGUGACUGUGGUGUCCAUCAGUACUACAGACAUCACACCCAACACCAGCGUAGCUAAUGAUACCAAACUGACUGAAGAUGAGUUCUCUGGUGAUCUUUCAGGGUUUGAGCCUCACGACGAAUCAACCCCAAUAGUAACGACAGAGGAGAGUCCUCAGCUGGUGAACGGCUCUGAGCCUUUUCUGGAUCCUUCCAUAGUCCCAACCCACUUCUUUGAUCCCUCUUCUCCCACCUUGGGUGGUCAGGUUCCCAUCACAGAUUGGUCUUCAUCCACAUUUACUGUUGGCCUUGGCAGCACUGCAUUAAUAGAGGCCACACCUCUGCUGCCAGAUGAUGUAAUGUCUCUCUCCUCUCUGACAGAUGUCCAUUGGUUUUUAACAGAGUCAUUCCAACAAAGUACCAUACACAUUACUCCUGUCUUAACUGCAACCAUAGCCUUCUCCCCUGUUCCCACUGAACCUGCUGCCAAUGCCACUGCUGGUGAAAAAGAGUUAACUUUCCAGGACUCUACUUUUACAACGGAACAAACUCUUGAUAUCACUUUUAUUUCAACUGAACCCAUGUCCAAUGUUACUUUGGUACCCCCGGAUGUGUUGGGUGAUCAGGCAGUGACUGAAGAUGGAGUUGACAUCCCAGCCACAAUGACCUUGAUCCCAACUAACAGUGGACCUAAUACAGUGUCUGCUGUACCCACAACUACAACUGCCACCACUACUUCUCAUCAAGCCACAGCUAGAACUACUGCCACCACCGAAGCUUCAACUAGUGUCAGCAUCAUUUCUACCACCAGUGAAAAGAGCAUGACUACAGUGACAACAUCAAGGCCGUACCUCUGCAGCUAUGACAGGCCUGCUUAUUUAGUUAAAAUUGGUUUUCCUUCUGGGGCCACUGUUGGAUAUGCCAAAUCUCAAGUGAGAGACAUACUGAAAGCAGAAUUCAACAAGUCAGUGGAGCUGCAGGUUGUGGAUCCUCCACCAAGGUUUGUGUUUCGGGUCGUGUCCGGUCCAGUCGUAUACACAGCCAUAUCUGUUAUCAAUGCUCUGCGAAGGUCUGGGCGCCGCUUCCUGUCUGUGUCUCCAAGCUGGACAAUACCAGACAGAAAAUAUCAAAUCCACACAGUGCUGCAGUUUGUUCCCAAUCACAUUGAUGUGCGUUUCUGCAACUUCAGUGAGAGCAUUCAGAAAGGUUUGACCAUGGCCUUUGCCGAAGUGCGUCGGCGCUCAAAGGAAUCAACCAACUUCACAGUGCAUAUUAUAAACAUCACCAUGGCUGCUCCUAAAUAUCAGGAGCAACGACUAGUGAGGCAGCCAGUGGACAUCACCUUCACUGUACGUGGUUCAAGAGGUUACGUGAUGGGGUCAGAGGUCAGUAAUGCUCUGAUGAAGCUCACAAUGGUGGAAUUCAGCUAUUACAUGGGCUUUCCUGUGCUGCAGAUUGCUGAGCCCUUCCAUUAUCCAGCUCUAAACACCAGCCAGGUGCUUCGGUCCUCGUGGGUUAGAACAGUGCUCCUGGGUGUGCUGGACCAAAAAGUGAGUGAGAGGACCUUCCAAGCCAACAUGGAGCGCCGGGUGGCAAUGUUACUCGGGGAAGCUAUGGGAUCAGUCAGACGUGUCAAGAGAGCCACCACCAUAGGCAACAGUAGUGUUCAGGUUGUAAGUGCGAGCCGAUUGGUGGGUACAGACCAUCCCUUGGAGAUAGUGUAUUUCGUGGAGGGUCCCGGUGGUCAGAGGAUGCCUGCAGUUCAAGCAGCCAACCUCCUCAACAGCAUGGAUGUUCAAAGGGCUGCCAUCGUCUUGGGAUAUCGUGUUCAAGGCAUUUUGGCACAGCCUGUAGAGAAGGUGACAUCCUCACCCUCUGAUGGUGAGAACACCAACCUGUGGAUCGUCAUCGGGGUAGUGAUCCCCCUCGUUGUGGUCAUCGUCAUCAUUUCUAUCCUUUACUGGAAACUGUGUCGGACAGACAAGCUGGAGUUCCAGCCAGAUGCCAUGACCUCCAUUCAGCAGAGACAAAAGUCCACUACCUCAUUCAGAGAAUCAACGACCUCCCUUCUCCAGACUCUCCCUCCAACUAGAAAGGAUAUAGAAUUUAGUGAUGGGGAGUAUGAGGAAGAAGAAGAGGAGUAUGAGGAAGAGGAAGAGGAGGAGGAGGACAAAGAGGAGGAGGAGGAGGAGAAGGAGGUUAAAAAGGGGAAGAGUCCAGUAGCUCUCUCCAAGAGCAAAGAGAGUAAGAGCAGUGAGGAGGAAGAAGAGGAGGAGGACGAAGAGGAGGAGGAGGAAGAAGAGGAAGAGGAAGAAGAGGAAGAAGAAGAAGAAGAAGAUGAGGACAAAGAUAAGGCAAAGGAGAGCUUCAGAAACAAACCAGAAGAGCAAAGAAGACAAGGGAGCAAAUCAGUGAUAAUGAAAACAGGGGAGAUGAAGAAAGAAGAGAGAACUAAAGUGAUAACUAAAGGGAGGAGAGCCAAGGAGGAGUUGCAGGCUCCCAGUGUGAAAGGUUUUGACUUUGCCAAGCUGCACCUUGGCCAGCAGGGUAAGGAUGACGUAAUGGUGAUUCAGGAACCCGUCCCGCCAGGGCCUGGCCCUGGACCCCUGCCCAUGUCUAUUAAAGAUGGCUUCAGUCCAUCUGAGAACGGGGAGAUUCCAACUCCAAUAUCCAAAAACUCCUCCACUAAGGCGUCCCGCAGCGGUCGAAGACGAGACAGGAUCUCGCCGUCUGACGGUGACUCGGUGGUAAGUGACCAUUCCAGCGAGCGGGAAUCAACUGAGGAGAACCUGAGAGCCCACGCCACGCCCAGCGACAGCAAGCAGACCCGCAAAGUCCCCAUCAAUGUUUUAAAUGGGAAGAAUAGAAUUGGUCCUCCUCCUUUGAAUGGUACAAAUGAGCAGUUGUCUUCAGCCGCCAUCUUUGAACAUGUUGACCGGAUGUCUCGUGCCGCAGAUGCGAGCAGGAGACUCCCUAACAAAGUCCAGCUCAUUGCCAUGCAACCCAUGCCUGUCCCACCGCUGCACAGCCCUCCAAUCAAUGGCAAACUGUCUGACACCAACCAAAUCAACAAAGAGAUACAGGUAGCUUUGAGGCACAAGUCAGAGAUCGAGCACCAUCGUAACAAGAUACGUCUGCGUGCCAAGAGGAAAGGCCACUAUGACUUCCCUGCCAUGGAUGACAUGACUACCAGCCAUGGAGAUGCGAAGGAGCAGGAUCGCAUCUAUCAAAAAGCACAGACUCAGAUUGAUAAGAUCCUGGAUCCAGAUGCCCAGAUGUCCUCCAUCUUGAUGGGAUCCAAGAAAAGUUGUCGAGGGAGGCGCUCUCCCAAACAGAGGAUGAAGGACCAGCUAAAUGGAGGCAUGAUGGAAGCAGACAAAGACCACCUCAUCACUGAAGACGGUGAUGCUGCUUACAGAAAAUGUCCUGGGGUCAACAAUGUGGCCUAUGUGUCGGACCCUGACCAAGGCCCAGGAUCCCCUCACAGGAGCCCUUCCCCCACUGAUGACGUCUUCCUAGGUCCAGCUUCCUCUCCUCCUGGCCAUGCCCCUCCCCCACCCCCCUACAUGCCCCCACAGCCCUCUAUCGAGGAGGCGCGGCAGCAAAUGCACUCCCUGCUGGACGAUGCCUUCGCCCUAGUGUCGCCCACCUCUCAGGGCAGCACAGCAGGGAUCACUCUCCCAGGGGUCAACUCUAACCCUCCUGCCUCCAGCCCUCCGGGACGGGGGCCCAGACCAUGGGGUCCAACAUUCCCAGCUCUUAGCCCUUUCCCAAGUAGGUUUACUGAGCUGGCCAUGUCCCCCCCUUCUGUCCAAGGCCUGAUACCAAGGCCGGGCCUUGGCUCGAGCUACCUGCCACCAGGAGAAACAGCGGGGCAAUGUGAGCAGCUCCAGCCAGACAGCCUGUACUCCAGCAGGGGCCUGUACGCUGAUGAGCUCCCCUCAUCGGCCAGACCGCGACCAGUGGGGGGAACUACAGGCGCCCAGCUUCAUCAUCUUACACAGGUGGGAUUGUCCAGUCGGAUGAAUGGUUACCCAGCAGGGGUCAGAGCCGCUCCAGGCCACAAUGGAGGCAUUGGCUGGAACCACUACCAUGACGACAAUUUCUCCAGGACAGAGCCUGAAAAGGAUGCAUUCCUGGACUGUCCUGACUACUCGUCCUCCUCUAUCUUCCAGACGCCCAGAAGUGGUAUCAGGGAGCCCUCAGCACCCCCUGUCCACCUGGACACCUCGGGGAUGGGCUAUCUGUCAGCCCCGCCGCCCCUGGAUACUUCUCCUCCUACCCACUCAUCCGCCUCCCUGAUCAAGGCCAUCAGGGAGGAGCUGUUGCGUCUCUCCCAGAAACAGGUGGCUGUGCCAAGCUACCACAGCUGAAGCCCCGACCUCCGGUCUGUAGCUCUCACCAGUCAUGCCACUGACCCUGCCUGCCUGCUUCGCCUAAUCUGACAAUACUUCCCAUGGAAGUCCCUGACAGAGAGAGAGUCCUGCUAAAAUGAAAUGAUGAGGUGGCUGAUAGAGAUUUUUGAAGAAGAAAAACUGAUGAUGCACUUCCGACUACAGUAUCAGAUCAGCUGCAGUUUGUCAAGUAAGAGACAGUAUAAUGAAGUGUAGAACAAUAUGAACAGUAUAUGCUGGAUCUUUUGAAAUGAGAUGACAUGACAUGUCUGGACUGUCCAUGUGUCUGUCCUGCACUUCAUGGUGGAUCAGGGAAAGAACACCCCGAGUAAAGGCCAAUGCGGAUCCACAUUCUGGACUUGUUGCUGCAUUUCUCCAGACUCUAUGUGUCAUGGUUACAUUCUCAUGCUGCCUUCACUGAAAACCCUGUAAAACAAAUGUCUUCUUUUUUGUUUUCUACAUUACUUUAAUUACCAUACAGGUGUUUGUUGUUUUCCAAUGCAGGCCCUUAACCUCUUCAUCACUACCGGGUGCUACUCUCCUGUUUUCUGCCAUGAUGAGCCAUGCUAUGCCUUGACACUGUGAUGUAGUUCACCCGACCCAAUCUACUGCACGGGCCUACAGUGAGGUCAUAGAUCACAGCCAGCAAGCCAGUUCAGACGGUAGGCAGUAGGCAGGGGCAUCCAUAGAGACUGAUACCACUUAUAAACACUACCUAUCCUUUCCGUACUUAUUGCAGUAGCCCAGUUAGUCUGAGUUGAUAUUUUUUGACCUCUUGACUUACAGUACAUACUCGUUUUUUGAGGACCUUCACACAAUCAUGUCCUGUGGUUUUAUUUAUGUUUAGUAGCUAAUGGGUGGAUGAAGAAAUGGCCUUGGAAUCAACCGUUAGAUAUACAGGCGCAACGGUGUUACAAGUACUGAAUGAAGUAUUUGAGUAUGUACUUUGACGGUUAUACGUUUGUAGUAUAUGGUUGUAAUUUGAUGCACUGUAUACAGACUACUCAGUACAGCUCAGGUCAUUCAAAAAGAGAUUCUCACGGACAAAUCAGUGUUUAGACAGUUUGAUUGAUCAUGUGGAAGAAUAGUCGAUGAGUGCAUCUGUUUUCGCAUUAUUGACUUUGUAUUGAACAACCAUCUCUGUUUCAUGCAGUAUUCAAGGUUUGCUUUGCCUUUUUGUUAGCACAGGAAGGAAAAAAAAAUGUACUGUACAUGUUUUCAUUUGUGAUUUACUUCAACCAGUCAUGCCUAUGUGCUUUUUUGUAAGUUCUUUGUUUUUACCUUGCCUCAUGUAAUUUGGCUCACCUUACAUGUCUCUUAGUCAUCGUACUGGUUGGAAAUUGUUCUAGGUUACCUUUUUCUUUUUUCUUUUUUUUUUUUACAUGACCCUUCCCCGACAUGUUUGUGACGUUUUGGGGCCUGAAGUGAUAUUAUAUUUAAAUGAAAUAAAAGAGAAAACUGUGGAUUUUGAAAGCAGGGCUUGAAACAUGUUUCAGAGUGAUUACCAGUGUUAUGUGGCAGAUUGUAAAUCUUCCCUACACCAGCACCAGCUGACUCAAUGAAUUCUGCAGAUGUUACCAGAGCAUACCUCCCAUCCUUAUUUGUUUGCGACGUGACGUGCCUUUUGGACUCACCUGAGCAGACUCUCUGUGCAAUCUGUUUUACUGUCAUUCAUCCUGUCAAGGUUGUGAUUACAGCAGUAUUUAGUACCAUAAAAAAUGUAAGAAUGACAUCAUGGCUGUUGAGGUGUUUCUGGUUUUCCAUUUCAACUCUCAUGUUCAUGUGCUGUGUCAUUGAUCUCACACUGUUUGCCUCCACCUGCUGGUUCUGUACUGUAACAACAGCCCCAUCCACUCUUGUUCAUCCUCAGUUCUUUUUUGUUACUAUGACAUUUUUUUGGGCGUUGUUGUUUUGCGCAUCUAUUUCCAUGUCUUGUACUUUGUGAAAAUCAUCUGUUGGCUGGCCCAACUUUAUGCUUGAUUGAUGUUGCAUGCUUAAUUAUUGUAUUUCUUUUGCUUGUUUUUUGCGCGUGCUGUUCCAAAAUCCUUGAAAUACAAAAAAGAAAUUGUC